Molecule: messenger RNA, 714 nt
Organism: Geodia barretti
Lineage: Eukaryota; Metazoa; Porifera; Demospongiae; Tetractinellida; Geodiidae
Source: the annotation of a GenBank genome assembly
CUGUCAGCCUACCGAGGAGGCCCGGCCGUGUAUCAAACCGUGAGCGACGCCACCCUGAAAGCGUUGUCGCAAAUUGACUCCCCCAGCAUCUGCAACGCCAUCGAAGGGUUUGAUUACCGGCCCAAAAAUGCUGGCUUCAUGCUCCCGGAAAUCAAGGCCGUGUUCCAGGAAUUCACGCCCGUGGUGGGUUACGCCGUAACCGGAGUAAUUUCCGCCAACCGACCCGAGGGCCACAGCGUACGCCGAGAAGAUUGGUGGGACCUGAUUGUGUCCGUGCCAGAGCCGCGCUUCAUCGUGCUGCACGACAUCGACAACCCGCCCCUGGGAGCCUACUGGGGCGAGGUGCAGUCCAAUAUUCACAAGGCGCUGGGCGCGCUGGCGGUGGCCACCGAUGGCACCGUACGCGACCUGGACGAGGUUCGCGAACUGGGCUUCCAGUUUUUCUCCAAGGAAGUGUCAGUCUCCCACGCCUACGUCCACAUGGUGGACAUGGGAAUACCGGUGGAAGUCGGCGGCUUGACCGUCCACACCGGCGACCUGCUGCACGGGGACAAGCACGGAGUCACUAACAUCCCCUUCGACCUUGCCGACCGUAUACCUGAUAUGGUGCGCACUAUCGCCGACUACGAACAGCAGACCAUCGGGCUGUGCCAAUCAGAGCAAUUCAGCCUGGAUGCGCUGAAAGAAGUCGCCAAAAUUACCCGACCUUACUAA